GACCUAUGGUGGUCGCAGAAGUAGGCCGACUAUAAAAACACUAAGCGCCGAAGCAGUCGACCUGACUAGUAGUUCCAGCAGUGUGGUGUUUAGUUUGUUACCAAUGGCGUGCUUUAAAAGUGCGUUAAUAGCGUUCAUCGCGUGUUGUGUCAUUUGCGCAUACGCCCAAGAAGAUGCCGCACCAAAGAAAGAAGAAAGCUUCGAAGCUGAGCUCUGUAAAGAUAAGGAUGCUGGAGAAUGGUUUCGUUUAGUGGCUGGCGAAGGAGACAAUUGUCGUGAUGUCAUUCAGUGUACAUCUUCCGGUCUUCAAGCCAUCCGUUGCCCUGCCGGUUUGUACUUCGACAUUGACAAACAGACAUGCGAUUGGAAAGACUCGGUUAAAAAUUGUAAGACCAAGAACAAGGAGAGGAAGGUGAAACCUCUACUUGUCACCGACGAACCCUUGUGUCAAGAUGGUUUCCUUGCCUGUGGUGACAGCAACUGUAUCGAGAGAGGACUCUUCUGUAAUGGAGAGAAGGACUGCAGUGACGGUUCUGAUGAAAACAGCUGUGAUAUCGACAACGAUCCCAACCGUGCCCCACCUUGUGACCCUGCUGUAUGCACCCUUCCCGACUGCUUCUGCUCAGAAGAUGGUACCACCAUCCCUGGAGACCUCCCAGCCAAAGACGUACCCCAGAUGAUCACCAUCACCUUCGAUGACGCCAUCAACAACAACAAUAUCGAGCUCUACAAGGAAAUUUUCAACGGCCAGAGGAAGAAUCCAAAUGGUUGCGACAUUAAGGCCACCUUCUUCAUUUCUCACAAGUACACCAAUUACUCUGCUGUGCAGGAAAUGCACCGUAAAGGUCACGAAAUAGCUGUACAUUCAAUAACACACAACGACGAUGAAAGAUUCUGGUCCAAUGCCACCGUAGACGACUGGGCCAAAGAAAUGGCAGGUAUGAGGAUUAUCGUAGAAAAAUACGCCAAUCUCACAGACAACAGCGUGGUCGGUGUAAGAGCUCCCUACCUACGUGUUGGAGGAAACAACCAGUUCACAAUGAUGGAGGAACAAGCCUUCCUCUACGAUUCAACCAUCACUGCACCCCUCAGCAAUCCACCACUAUGGCCCUACACCAUGUACUUCAGAAUGCCACACCGUUGCCACGGUAACGUACAGAGCUGUCCCACCAGGAGUCACGCCGUGUGGGAGAUGGUGUUGAACGAGCUGGACAGGAGGGAAGAUCCCACCAGCGAUGAAAACAUCCCCGGUUGUGGUAUGGUUGACUCCUGCUCGAACUUACUCACAGGAGACCAGUUCUACAACUUCUUGAACCACAACUUCGACAGGCAUUAUGAAGAGAACAGGGCUCCUCUUGGUCUCUAUUUCCACGCCGCUUGGUUGAAGAACAACCCUGAGUUCCUGGAGGCUUUCCUCUACUGGAUUGAUGAGAUCCUGUCCAACCACAACGAUGUCUACUUCACCACAAUGACUCAGGUCAUACAAUGGAUUCAAAACCCAAGACCCAUCACAGAAGUGAAGAACUUCGAAUCCUGGAGGGAGAAGUGCAACGUUGACGGAGCUCCAGCUUGUUGGGUACCACACUCCUGCAAACUCACCUCCAAGGAGGUACCCGGGGAGACUAUCAAUCUCCAAACUUGUGUCCGUUGUCCCAACAACUACCCAUGGUUGAACGACCCAACUGGAGAUGGUUUCUUUUAGAUUCUAGCCUGGGAACUCCUGGGUUUUUAGUGAUUUUUUUCCUACUACAUCUUGUAUUUAUUGUUUCGAAGGACUGUGAGCGUGAUUUUCUGUUGAUUAUCAAACGAACAUCUCACUAUUAUUAGACUGUUGAUUCGAUUGGCACGUGGAUAGUGCCAAAAGUGAUAAGGCAAUGUAACAUAAACUCAAUUGAUACGAUUAGACAAGCAUUAUUGUAAUAUGAAUUUGUAAUAAAAGUAUGGUUUUAA
Harmonia axyridis is the source of this 1950-nucleotide messenger RNA. RefSeq names its product chitin deacetylase 1 (gene serp). Gene Ontology annotation, molecular function: hydrolase activity, acting on carbon-nitrogen (but not peptide) bonds; protein binding; chitin binding. Lineage: Eukaryota; Metazoa; Arthropoda; Insecta; Coleoptera; Coccinellidae. The record is from RefSeq and is a predicted model, not a curated record. The coding region runs from base 104 to 1702 and encodes 532 amino acids. The transcript has 5 exons. Gene Ontology annotation, biological process: carbohydrate metabolic process. Gene Ontology annotation, cellular component: extracellular region.